Ahaetulla prasina is the source of this 5021-nucleotide messenger RNA. RefSeq names its product zinc finger protein 665-like. Gene Ontology annotation, molecular function: RNA polymerase II cis-regulatory region sequence-specific DNA binding; DNA-binding transcription factor activity, RNA polymerase II-specific. The transcript is spliced from 6 exons. The coding region runs from base 474 to 3104 and encodes 876 amino acids. NCBI's taxonomy places the organism in Eukaryota, Metazoa, Chordata, Lepidosauria, Squamata, Colubridae. Gene Ontology annotation, biological process: regulation of transcription by RNA polymerase II. The record is from RefSeq and is a predicted model, not a curated record.
CCAUCUCCACACAGAAAAGAGAGUAAGAUGGAGAAAGUGCUGCCUCUGGAAACUUUGAAGCUUUUCUCUGCCAGGGAGCCAUGGAGAGGGGCCUUUCCCCCUACUCCCAAGCCCAUCAUUCCCUUCCUCUCCCUUCCCCUCAGACGCGCUCCUCUUUCCCGCUCUUUCUGGCAUGCUGGCACUUUGCCCCUAAUCCACCAGGGGGCGCCCUCUGCUAAGAGACGGUAACGUCACGCGCUUCCCCAUUGGUCCACUGGAGGGUGAAGGUCACAGCCGCCUUUCCAGAGGAGACUAGGAAGGAAAUGACAUCACGAACGCUUGCCGCUCUAGGACGCCGCACUCGCUCUGCUUAACCCCUGGGGCUCCGCAAGAGGCGAAGAGGCUGCGGGAGAGUCUGGCGGGGGGAGAUCCAGACGUUCUCCCGAUACAAAAACUUGGAGCCAUUUGGAGUUGCUCUGCAGGAGAGAGAAAGGAUGGAGACACAACCUUUGGGAAAGGAGGGAGCCGGAAAAGGCCCUUCAGCUGCUCAGCCUGGGAAGGGGGGGAAGCUCUGGACAAGAACUGGGCAGAAGAUCCUGGAGGAGGAAACCAUCCUCCCUUCAGAAGUUCAGCCCUGGAGCUUCAUCCAAUAUCGGGAGGCUGAGGGUCCCCGAGGACUUUGCAACCGACUCCAUGACUUUUGCAGGCGAUGGCUGAGACCAGAAAAGCACACCAAAGCCCAGAUGCUGGACCUGGUGGUUCUGCAGCAGCUCCUGGCUCUCCUGCCCCCAGAGAUGGAGAGCUGGGUGCGGGAAUGUGAAGCAGAGACCAGCUCCCAGGCGGUGGCCCUGGCUGAAGGCUUCCUCCUGAGCCAGGUGGAAGAGCAGAAGGAGCAGUGCUGCACUGUGGAGAUCAGAGAUCUUGAAGGAAAGAAGAAACCAUCAAACUCCCCUCAGGAGCUAUUUUUCAGGAGGAUCCCUUGGGAGGAUCAAAGUCAGGAGGAUCAAAGUCAGGAUUAUCUUCAGAUAAUCGCCCAGGGACCCUCUUUAGAGAAACAAAGAAUGAAAUUUUCUGAUUUUUAUGGUGGCGAUCGAACAGCGGUUGAACCCCUAAAUCAAGAGAGUCUGGUGUCCUUUGAGGAGGUGGCUGUGUAUUUCUCUGAGGAGGAAUGGUGUCAGCUGGAUCCUGACCAAAAAGCGCUGCAUUUGGAAGUCAUGCUUGAAAACCUUCGGAACGUGGUCUCUCUGGGUAAUAAUGGUCAGGAGAAUCAAGAUUGCUGUGAACUGUUCCAAGUGAUAAAUGCUAAAGAUGGAAUGGGAAAAUUUGGAAUUCAAAUGGAAUUAAAAACCCAUGAUAGAAAUAAUUCAAAUGAUUGGAAUCAGGAAAGCUCAUCUUCCACCGAUGCUCCGAUGCAAGACUUUCUUGCCCAACAGGAAAAAAUAAGGAAAAAAUAUAUUGGGAAAAGUUUGAAGCCAAUCAAAGGUAAAUUACAAAUAAAAGAAAACAAAGGAGAAGAUUGUAUAAGACAAAGUUACAAUGGGACAUUCAUUCCUUCUCUUGGAAAUAAGUUCCUUACAUCUCGAAAAGUGAUUGACGCGAAAGAGAAGUCUUACAAAUGUUUGGAAUGUGGAAAAUGUUUUAGAACAAGCAGGCAACUGACUUCCCAUGAAAGGAUUCAAACUGAGGAGAAGCUAUACAAAUGCAGAGAGUCUGGUAACAGGUUCAGAAGUUGUAGUAAUCUUAUUUCCCAUAAAAAGAUCCACACAGGGGAGAAGCCGUACAAAUGCAUGGAAUGUGGAAAGACCUUUGCUCAAAGAGGUAAUCUUAUUUCCCAUAAGAGGAUCCACACAGGGGAGAAGCCGUACAAAUGCAUGGAGUGUGGAAAGACCUUUGCUCAAAGAGGUAAUCUUAUUUCCCAUAAGAGGAUCCACACAGGGGAGAAGCCGUAUAAAUGCAUGGAGUGUGGAAAGACCUUUGCUCAAGGAAGUCAUCUUAUUCGUCAUAAAACGAUCCACACAGGGGAGAAGCCGUACAAAUGCAUGGAGUGUGGAGGGACCUUUGCUGAAAGAGGUAAUCUUAUUCGGCAUAUGAGGAUCCACACAGGGGAGAAGCCGUACAAAUGCAUGGAGUGUGGGAAAAUGUUUUCGCAUAGCAGUGGACUCAGUAACCACAAUAAGCUCCACACAAGAGAAAAGUACUAUAAAUGCAUGGAGUGUGGAAAGGCCUUUGUUCACAGCAGUGGACUUACUAAUCACAAAAGGUUCCAUACAGGGGAAAAGCCGUAUAAAUGCAUGGAAUGUGGAAAGACCUUUGCUCAAAGAAGGGAUCUUAUUCGCCAUAAGAGGAUCCACACAGGGGAGAAGCCGUAUAAAUGUAUGGAGUGUGGAAAGACCUUUGCUUAUAGUAAUGUACUCACUAUUCACAAAAAGAUCCACACAGGGGAAAAGCCAUUUAAAUGCAUGGAGUGUGGAAGGACCUUUGUUCAAAGAGGUCAUCUUAUUCGCCAUAAGGUGAUCCACACAGGGGAGAAGCCAUAUAAAUGCAUGGAGUGUGGAAAGACCUUUGCUCAAAGAGAUCAUCUUAUUCGCCAUAUGAGGAUCCACACAGGGGAGAAGCCGUAUAAAUGUGUGGAGUGUGGGAAAACGUUUACACAUAGCAGUGGACUCAAUAACCACAAUAAGCUCCACACAAGAGAAAAGUCCUAUAAAUGCAUGGAGUGUGGAAAGACCUUUCCUCAAAGAGGUCAUCUUAUUUCCCAUAAGAGGAUCCACACAGGGGAGAAGCCGUAUAAAUGCAUGGAGUGUGGAAAGACCUUUGCUUUUAGUAACGUACUUACUAUCCACAAAAUGAUCCACAGAGGGAAAAAACCAUUUAAAUGCAUGGAAUGUGGAAAGACCUUUCCUCAAAGAUGUCAUCUUAUUUCCCAUAAGAGGAUCCACACAGGGGAAAAACCAUUUAAAUGCAUGGAGUGUGGAAAGACCUUUGCUCAAAGAGGUCAUCUUAUUCGUCAUAAGAUGAUCCACACAGGGGAAAAGCUGUAUAAAUGCAUGGAGUGUGGGAAGACAUUUAGACGUAGCAGUGGACUCAGUAACCACAAAAUGAUCCACAUGGGAAAAGCCAUUUAAAUGCAUGGAGUAUGGAAAGACCUUUGCUUAUAGUAAUGUAUUUACUAUCCACAGAAUGAUCCACAUGGGAAAAACCAUUUAAAUGCAUGGAGUGUGGAAAGAUGUUUGCUCAAAGAGGUCACCUUACUUCCCAUAAGAAGAUACACACAGGGGAGAAGCCGUCUAAAUGCAUGGAGUGUGGGAAAACGUUUACGCAUAGCAGUGGACUCAGUAACCAUAAUAAGCUCUACAUAAGAGAAAAGUCCUAUAAAUGCAUGGAGUGUGGAAAGACCUUUCCUCAUAACGGUCAUCUUAUUUCCCAUAAGAUGAUCCACACAGGGGAGAAGCCAUAGAAAUGCAUGGAAUGUGGAAAGAGCUUUCCUCAGAAAGUUAAUCUUCCUUCUCAUAAAUGGAUCCAUGCUAAUGAGAAACUAUAUAGGAAUAGUAAUUCCACUUAGACGUAUAUACCACUCCACAAUGCUUUACAACACUCUCUGAGCAGCAUAUGGUCUCCAGCAAUCUGGGUCCUCAUUUUACCGACCUCAGAAGGCUGAAAGGCUGAAUCAACCAUCAGUAUCUGAAUCAAACUCCUGGGUGUGGGCAAUUAGCCUGUAGUUCUCUAUUCUAGCCACAGCCCCACCAUGUCUAUAGCUUUUUAUGUAUAUGCAUAUUGUGGCUUUCUGAUCCAAAUGAGACAAGGUUGAAUCCAACAAAAUGAAAUUUAAAAUUACAAAGAUGUUGAGACUUUGGAAAAAGUGCCGAGAAGAGCAGUAGGCUGAUUAAAGUCCUGGAGACUAAAACAUAUGAAAAACGAUUGCAGGAUUUUGGUUUGGCUAGUCUAGAGAAAAGAAGGAUUGGGAGUGACAUGAUAGCAAUAUUACAGUACUUGGGAGGCUGCCACAAAGAAGUGGGGGUCAACUUAUUUUCCAAAACACCAGAGGGCAGGACAAAAAACAAUGCAUUCAAAAUAAUUGAGAGAAGCAAUUUUGAAUUAGCAAGAAUCUUCCUUACAGUAAAGACAUUUAACCAGUGGAACAGCUUUCCUUCAGACAUUGUGGUUCCUUCACGUUUUUAAGAGGAGACUGGAUAAGUCACGUGUCUGAAAUAGAUCCUGUAGGACUAUCAAUAAAUCUUGAAAUGGUCUAGACUGUAUAGAGGUAGAUUGCAAUACUUAGUACAUUGGAGAGGGUACCCUUUGUCUGAAGCUCCUUUUUUUAAAAAAUUUGCAUUUAUAUCCUGCCCUUCUCCGAAGACUCAGGACGGCUUACAAUGUGUUAAGCAAUAGUCUUCAUCCAUUUGUAUAUUAUAUACAAAGUCAACUUUAUUGCCCCCAACAAUCUGGGUCCUCAUUUUACCUACCUUAUAAAGGAUGGAAGGCUGAGUCAACCUUGGGCCUGGUGGGACUUGAACUUGAAAGUAAUUGCAAGCAGUUGUAUUAAUAACAGACAGACUUAGUCUGCUGAGCCACCAGAGGCCCUUGGGUUAAAAGUUGGAAUGUUAAGGCAGAUAGACUGAUAAAGCAAUUCCAUGUUAAAUUUCCUGAUAAGCCAAAGGGGCCCCCUGGGGGAGGGAGAAGUGGUUAGUAGUUAGGGAUGCCCUAUGCACGGUCACUCACGCUCUCGUGACGUCUCGCCUGGAUUACUGCAAUGCUCUCUACAUGGGGCUCCCCUUGAAGGGCAUCCGGAGGCUGCAGUUAGUCCAGAAUGCGGCUGCGCGGGUGAUAGCUGGAGCCCCUCGUGGCUCCCGUAUAACACCCAUCCUGCGCAGACUGCACUGGCUACCUGUGGCUUUCCGGGUGCGCUUCAAGGUUUUGGUGACCACCUUUAAAGCGCUCCAUGGCAUUGGGCCGGGUUACUUACGGGACCGCCUACUGCUAUCGAAUAUCUCUCACCGACCCGUGCGCUCUCACAGAGAGGGUCUCCUCAGGGUGCCGUCAGC